AUGGGAGCUGACCAGGUAAAGCCGGCGGUUUCGACUGCCUCACUGUAUUCGGACGCCUCGUCAUCCAGCAAUCCAUCCUCAACUUCCCCCGAUGGCACCACCCCUGGGGAACGCGUUCUGAAGAAGAUCGACUGGCGGUUCCUCCCGCUGUUGUUUCUAACCUAUAGCCUGAAUUUCAUGGACAAGACGCUUCUGUCUAAUGCAUCGGUUUUUGGGUUGCGCGAGGACACGCAUCUCAAAGGAGACGAAUACAGCUGGGUUUCAAGUGUCUUCUAUUUCGGCUAUCUCUUCUGGGAAUACCCAACGUCUUUUCUGAUCCAGAAACUCCCUAUUGGAAAAUAUGUAGGGAUCAACACCCUGUUCUGGGGCACCGUCGUCGCAGUGACUGCGGCAUGCACGAAUUAUGGUGGUCUUAUCACCGUCCGAUUCCUGCUGGGCGCAGCAGAGGCCACGAUCUCGCCAGCAUUCGUUCACAUAACCUCCAUGUGGUAUACUCGCGACGAAAUUCCCAUCCGUAUGGGAAUUUGGUUUGCGGGGAAUUCCUUCGGGGGCAUUUUAGGCGGUUUUAUUGCGUACGGUGUCGGUCACGUUGAGAGGCCUCUGUCGCCGUGGAUGUGGCUCUUCAUAGUUCUCGGAGUGGCAACCUUUCUCUGGGGUGUUAUCCUUUUUCGUUUCCUUCCCGACUCCAUAGAGUCGGCUGAAUUUCUCACGUCGGACGAGCGCAAAAUUGCGGAACAACGCAUCAUCAUUGCUGGAACGGGUAGUCCUAAACGUUCGUGGAAGCUCGAACAAUGCGUGGAAUGCUUUCUAGACCCGAAAACAUGGUUCUUCUUCUGCAUCUUGCUUUCGACACAGAUCGCAGUUGGGGGAACUCAGAACUUCAAAAACCUUGUCCUAGAAGGCUUUGGUUUUACGUCGUUGCAAACAACUCUGGUCUCACUUCCGUCCUCUUUGAUUUCUUGCUUGACAAUGAUUGGGACCGGCUGGCUUUCUGGCCACUAUGCAAAUAUCACUUCCCUACUUGUUUGCGGUGUUGUCGCUGUCCCACUCGCCGGAAGCGCAAUCAUCUAUGUUGGGGGGAGCCAGGGCGUCAAGCUUUUCGCCUACUAUUUAUUAUCCACAGGGCCAUCCAAUAUGCCCCUGGUUCUGUCCAUGGUCAAUGUCAAUUGUAAGGGAUCGACCAAAAAGCUCACGAUAACAGCCCUGCUGUUCAUUGCUUACUGCGCCGGGAAUAUCAUUGGCCCUCACCUCUUCCGCGCAUCUGAUGCACCCCAGUACUCUAGCUCGUUCAAGGGAGUCAUGAUUUCAUAUGCGCUGGCCAUGGUCCUUGCGCUAGGACUUCGUUAUUACCUGAUCUGGUUCAACAGACGGCUUGACAGGAAACAAGUAGUCCAGGCCGGUCAAACUAUCGUGAUCAAGGAGCAGCACAAUAGGAUUCAAUCUGUUGAAAAGCAGGUAACAAAGGAGAAUGACGAUAUGACAGACCUGAAGACUGUUGGGUUUCGAUAUCGCGUGUAG
This is a messenger RNA of Monascus purpureus, 1518 nucleotides long. The record is from the annotation of a GenBank genome assembly. Lineage: Eukaryota; Fungi; Ascomycota; Eurotiomycetes; Eurotiales; Aspergillaceae.